UUCUCCAGGGGCCCAGCCCGUCCCGCUUGGCGCAGCUCCCAGCUGCCCCUGAUCGACGCAGCCAGCCGCUGGUUUCGUCCGGUUUCGAUCUGCUGCUUUCGAUCUUUGCAAAUAAAAAAAAAAAUGUCUGCUGCAUCGGGCUAUGUCGCUGUCCCUCGCUGUCCGGUGAUCUUCGACGGUACUAACUACACUGAGUUCGCUGGCUUCAUGCGCAUUCACAUGCGUGGCAUCCGUCUCUGGGGUGUUCUUUCUGGCGAGGUCUGCUGUCCGCCACGUCCGGUUCCUCCGGUGGCCCCUACUCCGCCGACUCCACUAGUUCUUCCUCCGGAUGCUAAUCAGGCCGCCAAGGAUGCGGCUAAGGUCGCUGAUGAGGCUGCUGAUCGUGCCUAUGAUGAGAGGGCUCUGGCUUAUGAGGAGGCUCUUCAGACGUAUCAUGGUGCUUUGUCUGUUUACACCCAGUGGCUUGAUGAUGAUGCUCGUGCUGCCGCUGUUCUUACUGCUAGUGUUCUGCCUUAGUUUGCUUCUGAGUUUCUGGGUCUUCCUACUGUCUUCCAGAUGUGGACCUGUCUUCGUCAGCGCUAUGAGCCCUCUGGUGAUGCCUUAUACCUGUCUGUGGUUCGUCAGGAGCAUGCUCUUCAGCAGGGUGACUCUACUGUUGAUGACUUUUAUGCACAGAGUUCUGCUAUCUGGCGCCAGCUUGAUUCUCUCUGCAGUGCUGGUCGUCGUACUUGUCCCUGCUGCCAGGCUGUCCAGGCCGAUUUGGAGUUUCAUCGCGUCUACGAGUUCCUGUCUCGGCUCCGUAAGGAGUUUGAGCCUCGGCGUGCUCAGUUGCUUGCUCGUGGCCGUAUUUCUCUCAUGGAGGCGCUUUCAGAGAUUCGUGCUGAGGAGACUCGCCUACGUGGUGCUGGUUUGCUGGAGGUUCCCUCUGUGCUCGCUACUCGGGUUUCUUCCACUCCACCUGCUGCACCGCCCCAUUCUCGCUCGAGUGCUCCGCCGCUCUUGCCCACUCCUUCUGGAGGCUCAGGUCGCCCCCGUUCACAUUGUGACUACUGCAAGAAUGAUGGUCAUAUUGAGUCCCAGUGCUACACCAAGCGGAAACACCUGCGCAAGGCGCGAUCAUCAGUGACUGCGUCAUCUCCCCCGCCAGCUUCAGCCAUUGCUUUGACCGAGCAGGAUAUUCUGAGACUUAAGCGUCUGCUCGCGGCUUCAGGUUCUUCCUCGACGGGUACUGCUGGUUCUGUGACUGAUGCUUCCCGCACUGAGCACCCGCCCUCUACACAGUCAGGAUCGUCGCACGCACACUCUGGUUGGGGCUGGCCCUCGCCGCCGUGAUUCUCAGGGUCUUUGGGAGUUGGACUGGCUUCAUGUUCCUUCCGCUGCCACCACCAUCGCCAGUUCCUCCGCUGCUGUCGCUUCUGUUACUGGUUCCUUCAAGCAGUGGCAUCAUCGACUUGGUCAUCUGUGUGGUUCUCGAUUAUCGUCUUUAGUUCGUCGAGGCCUUCUGGGGUCUGUCUCAGGAGAUGUCUCUUUAGAGUGUCAGGGUUGUCGUCUUGGCAAGCAGAUUCAGCUACCAUAUUCUCAUAGUGAGUCAGUGUCUCAGCGUCCUUUCGAUUUAGUCCAUUCUGAUGUAUGGGGUCCAGCUCCUUUCCCUUCGAAAGGUGGUCAUAAAUACUAUAUUAUUUUCAUCGAUGAUUUUUCUCGUUA
Molecule: messenger RNA, 1704 nt
Organism: Aegilops tauschii subsp. strangulata
Lineage: Eukaryota; Viridiplantae; Streptophyta; Magnoliopsida; Poales; Poaceae
Source: RefSeq, a predicted model, not a curated record